Molecule: messenger RNA, 2233 nt
Organism: Helianthus annuus (common sunflower)
Lineage: Eukaryota; Viridiplantae; Streptophyta; Magnoliopsida; Asterales; Asteraceae
Product: 4-coumarate--CoA ligase-like 9
Exons: 7
Coding region: 87-1751 (554 amino acids)
Molecular function (GO): CoA-ligase activity
Source: RefSeq, a predicted model, not a curated record
UUUGUUAGAUUCUCCUUUUUGUCUCUAUCCAUAUUUAUUAUAUAAACUUCUAACUCCACCCAAAUCACCUCCUUACAAUUAAAAGAAUGACAAUUUCAACUUCUCAUUCUAAUAAGUCUUCAUCAGUCAAUCCACAUAACGGAUUCUGUUACAAAACCCUAAUCUUCCACAGCCUCAGGCCACCACCAUCUCUCCCUCCACCUUCUUCCCCAUUAUCCGUAACCGAUUUCAUCUUCUCUCUCCUCCAAACCACCACCGCAUCACUCAUCGACGCCACCACCCGCCGCACCAUCCCAUACUCCGACGUCCCGUCAAUCGUCCGCAACCUCGCCGUCUCCCUCCGUCAAGCGCCGUUAUCUCUAUCCCCUGGAGACUCUGCUUUUGUUAUAUCCUAUAAUGGUUCACACAUCCCUAUUUUGUGUCUCUCUCUGUUUUCUGUUGGUGUUGUUGUUUCGCCGGCGAAUCCUGCUAGCUCGGUUUUGGAGAUUUCGAACAUGAUCCGGCUGUGUAAACCGGCGGUUGUUUUCGCUACGGCGGAGGUGGUGGAGAAGGUGAUAGAAGCAGGGUUUAAGAAGCGGAUUGUGGUGAUUGAGUCGGAUGAGUUUGAAUCCAUGAUGAGAGUUGUUGAAUCCAAUGGAGGAGAUGGAAUUAAAGUUAGGGUUUCGCAAUCGGAUACGGCUGCCAUUUUGUACUCAUCAGGUACCACAGGGAAGAUCAAAGGAGUGAAACUGACGCAUCGGAAUUUGAUAUCAUCAUUCGCCGGAGCAAUCGCCGGACGUCAGCCCAGAUCUUCUCCAGCGGUGUACCUUUGUCCGGUGCCGUACUUUCAUGUCUACGGCUUCAGUCUCUGCAUAAGGACAGUGGCGUGUGGUGAUAGUUUAGUGUCCAUUGGACGGUUCGAUCUGCGGUCAAUGCUGCGGUGCAUUGGGGAGUUUAAGGUUACUCAUCUGCCACUAGCACCACCGGUGGUGGUGGCAUUGGUGGACGGUAGUAAUGAAGGUUUGGUGAAUGGAAGCGAUUGGAGAUCUGUGGAGUCGGUGUUUAGCGGCGGAGCACCGCUUACGGUGUCCGUCAUUGAUAAGUUUAAGAGAAGGUUUCCGAAUGUGGCUUUGGUGCAGGCAUAUGGGUUGACCGAAACGACAGGUGGAGUCUCACGAAUUGCGGGUCCGUAUGAGAGCACGAUAGUAGGUACUGUUGGGCGGCUCAUAGCCAACUGUGAAGCAAAGAUAGUUGACCCCGACACGGGGGCUGCAUUGCCUCCUAUGAACCGUGGUGAACUAUGGGUUAGAGGCCCAUUUAUUAUGAAAGGGUAUGUUGAUGACAAAGAAGUUUUGGAUACAAUGGUUGACUCGGAUGGAUGGCUAAGAACCGGUGAUCUUUGUUACUUUGACAAUGAAGGAUUCUUAUUCAUUGUGGAUCGGUUAAAAGAGUUGAUCAAGUAUAAAGGUUAUCAGGUACCACCAGCCGAAUUGGAACACAUCCUACAAUCACAUCCUGACAUUAUUGAAGCAGCAGUGAUUCCGUAUCCAGAUGAGGCAGCAGGGCAAGUACCCAUGGGUUUUGUGGUUAGAAGAAAAGGAAGCACCAUUGAUGAAACACAAGUGAAAGAUUAUGUGUCAAAACAGGUUGCACCAUACAAGAAACUCAGAAGAGUUUGUUUCAUUGAUUCGAUUCCAAAAAACGCUCCAGGGAAGAUAUUGAGGAAAGAGUUGAUCAAGAUGGCUCUUUUGGGUAUCACUUCUAGGCUUUAAGUAGGAAUCGUUCCUAAACGGGUGUAAGAUUUGAAAUGGGAUGAAACCUAUAAAUUUGGUAUAGAAGUCUAUUCCCAUAUCACCGGAGAAUCAAGCUCUUCGAUUAUGAUUACUGACUGCAAACCGAACAUCACGUAAUAAUCCCUGGAAUUUGCUACAAUAAAUGAUAAUCAACUUGUUUAAUUGAUGUAAGCCAUUUAGUCUCAUGGUUGGAAAAAAUGGACAAUGUAGAGCAAUAAGCUGAAUGAUCCAAUGAUUUAUCGGAUUACAAACAACAUUCAAAUCAUACGGUCGUUUACUAAGAUAAAAGUUUCUGGGCUUUUGACUCAUCGGGUCGUUUACUUGUUAAUUUUGUUAAGGAACACAAUUUAAAUUUGGGUAGAUUAUUUUCAAUCACCGUAAGUAACCAAUUUGGUAGCUUUACCUUGUAAAUAGACACUGUGGUUAUCUUGAUAUGAAUAGCAUGUUAAAUUCUAUUUAAA